AUGAAAUAACAAUAUAUAGUAAGAACUGGCUAUAUUAGGAUUACUGAUCCUGAGAUCUUGAAGGAAUUUUUUGAAUUAAACUUGGAGAAUAUGAAGAAGAAAUACUCUAAGUAUAGUAAGAUACAUUAAUUGAACAUCCCUAAAGAUAAUCAUUGCAUUAUAGAAUUUAUUAAAUAGGAAUUUUUUGUACCCUUAUGUAAUGAUUUUGUCCCAUCAAAAAGAAUUCUAUUGUUUAAUAUCGAAAUUACUUACAGGAAGCAUAAAUUGGUAUAGGAGCUGCAGAUCGCUUAUGUUAUGUUGUAUUAAACUAAAGUGUUUAGUCAAACAAAAAUCUUAGGGUAUAGGAAAGACAUUGAGCGCAUGACUAAAAUAAAAAUGCAGAUCCUUAAAUUACAAAGUUUCUCGAAGACUUAUGAAUAUAAACAUUUAUUUAGUUGGUCCUGA
This is a messenger RNA of Paramecium tetraurelia, 444 nucleotides long. RefSeq lists its product as uncharacterized. The record is from RefSeq and is a predicted model, not a curated record. NCBI's taxonomy places the organism in Eukaryota, Ciliophora, Oligohymenophorea, Peniculida, Parameciidae. The transcript has 3 exons.